Messenger RNA from Diabrotica balteata, 866 nucleotides. The record is from the annotation of a GenBank genome assembly. Lineage: Eukaryota; Metazoa; Arthropoda; Insecta; Coleoptera; Chrysomelidae.
AUUUUUCUCAUGAAUAUGUGCAGUAGCUUUGUCUUGACAAAAUAAUUGAACAAUUAUUUUAGUGUUCGCUAAAUAAAAUUUGACUAAACAUGGUAUAAAUCUAUAAAGAAUCAUGAAUCCUAAACAUACAAUAAGGAUCACAGUGGUGGGUGAUGGUGAUACGGGAAAGACAUGUAUGUUGAUAGUUUAUAAAGAUAAGAAAUUUGAUGACAGAUAUGUACCAACUGUAUUUGAUGUAUACUCAAUGCUUAUUCCGAUUAAUGGAGUCGAAUAUAAAGUGAUACUAUCUGAUACUGCAGGUCAAGAAGAGUUCGAUAAACUGAGACGAUUAGCUUAUAAAGAUGUGGACUGCUUUAUCGUGACAUACGCUGUGAAUGAAAAGACUUCCUACGAAAACGUUUUCUUAAAAUGGGCUCCAGAACUCAAGAGGUUCUCGCCAAAAGCCAAAAUAAUUCUUGCGGGAACGAAAAUGGAUCUUAGAAGGAAUCGGCCCUCACAUAUCACAACUGAGCAGGGGAAGAGUUAGCUAGAGACAUUAACGCUCACGGUUUUAUUGAAAAUUCAUCCAAGACUAUGAGUUUUAUAGAUGCUACAUUCCAAAUGGCCAUUUCGGCAGUUAUGUAUAAUAGAAAUUACCUUAAAGUAAAACGGGAAUCAUCGUGUAUAUGUUUAUAAAAUAUGAAUAUAAUUUUAAGGGUAGAAACUAUAAAUUAUUUUCAAUUAAUCUAUUGAUGCACAUUAUUAAAAUACUACCGUUAGAAAAAUUACGUUUUACUGAGGUUAACGUAUUAUGUGUAUUAAUGUCUUUAUCUGUAAUUUAGGUAUAUUAUUAAUGGCAUUGUUUAAAUAAAGGAUUUCCUUCGUAA